Molecule: messenger RNA, 1931 nt
Organism: Guyanagaster necrorhizus
Lineage: Eukaryota; Fungi; Basidiomycota; Agaricomycetes; Agaricales; Physalacriaceae
Exons: 16
Coding region: 73-1785 (570 amino acids)
Biological process (GO): nucleobase transport; transmembrane transport
Cellular component (GO): plasma membrane
Molecular function (GO): nucleobase transmembrane transporter activity
Source: RefSeq, a predicted model, not a curated record
GUGCCUUUUAUCUUGCUUCGCGCGGCUACAUGCCAUUGCGUCGCGUUUCCAGGUUCCGCUAUCUGAACUGCUAUGACCAUCACCAGGAAGAUAAUCCACCUCGUCGAAACCCCUGGCUCUGAAGCUUUCCGUGAACGACAUCAGUGGAGUAAUGAAGAUCUAGAUCCUACGUCUAAGACGGAGAGGACCUGGAGAUGGUACGAUUAUGUCUCCCUCUGGUGGGGUAGCUCUUUUAACGCGAAUGGAUGGGCAUCUGGGUCCUCCCUCAUAUCACUCGGUCUGAGUUUUGAGCACGCAAUGGGUGUAGCCAUCAUUGGUUCUGUUAUUACUUCCAUUGCGAUUAUCUUUGCCUCCCACCCCGGUUCAGUAUUCCACAUAGGAUACCCGGUCUACAUCCGAUCUUCAAUGGGUGUCUAUGCUGGAUAUUUCUUCGUGGCUCUUCGUUCCCUCGUUGCUGCCGUCUAUUACGGGAUCCAAUCAUAUUAUGCCGGUUGUCUACUCAGCAUCUGCUUCAGAUGCAUUUUCGGAUACAAGUGGAUAACCAAGAUGUCCCUGUUUCCAGAUUCCGCUAACAUCACCGUUCAAGUGUUUGCCGCCUUUAUGAUUUACUAUAUAAUCACGAUCCCUUUAAUGUUUGUUCAUCCCCGCGCGAUCAGGUUGGCGUUUGAAAUCAAAGCCUUUGUCUUACCUCCUUGCGCUAUCGGACUCUGCACCUGGGCAAUCUAUACCGCUGGCGGACUGUCGAAAUCUACUCUGGCGACAGAUACCAAAGUUUCCGAAAGCGAGAUAGGAUGGGCUUGGAUGCAGGGUAUCAAUGUCGUUAUGAGCGGUAUUUCUCCGAUGCUCAUUUCUCAACCGGAUCUCACGCGAUAUGCGAGAGCCCCUUUCGAUGCAAGUUAUCCCCAGGUGAUAGCUGCCUUCCUUGUCAAAGUUUUGAUAUUCUUCCUAUCCAUUGGUACUACAUCCGCGAUUCAAAUACUGUAUGGUGGUUCGUCUACGUGGAAUCUGUGGGAUCAGCUCGACUUAAUCCUUGAUCAUAAUUGGAACGCUAGUGCACGCACUCUGUGCUUCCUUGUCGCUAUCACUUUUGUAGGAGGCACCGCUCUUACCAAUAUUAGCGCCAACUCCAUUCCGUUCGGUGCUGACAUUACUGGUAUCUUUCCUCGCUGGUUCAACAUCAGACGAGGGCAGGUCCUUUGCGCGAUUUUAGGUUUGGCGAUCACUCCAUGGAACUUCCUGACAAAUGCAGCCCAAUUCUUGACAUUCCUUGGGAGCUAUAACGUCUUUAUGGGUUCUUUAAUGGGCGUCAUGUGGUGCGACUAUUUUGUUGUGAGGAAGGAGAACUUCCACGUUCCUUCCUUGUACACCACAGAUCCUUCCGCACCGUAUUGGUAUGGUUUCUUUGGCAUCAACUGGCGAGGGAUUCUUGCCUGGAUAUGCGGGUCCUUUAUUCCGUUCCCGGGACUAAUUGGAAGCUACAACGAAAACUUGGUUAAUAUCAUUGUCAUCAGAAUGUUCAACAACGGGUGGAUUAUCUCAGUGGCCAUCAGCAUGACGGUUUACUGGGCUACUUCUACUCUAUUCCCAGUUCCCAUUUAUCCCCCCGAGUAUGCCCACAUACCGGUCACAAGGGGUUUUUUGGGGAGACAAAGUUCCUCUGGCGUAUUCCCCGAUGAAAGAUGGGCUCCGCCAUACGCGAGAGAAAUGUUAAACCACGAGGAAGGCAAUGUCGAUAAGUUAUCAGAGCCUCGUAGGGAUGGAGGCAGUCUGGAGAAAGAACCAUGAGAUCGUGACGGCUGCUCGCGACGACAAGGUACGUCUGUAGAAAAUAUUGUUUCAUUUUAUGCCUCGCUGUUAUAUUUUACACACCCCUUGUUACGUACUGCUGCUAUCCUACAUAUGCGAAAAUACGGGAGACAAAAAUAUUCUAG